Molecule: messenger RNA, 1219 nt
Organism: Pogona vitticeps (central bearded dragon)
Lineage: Eukaryota; Metazoa; Chordata; Lepidosauria; Squamata; Agamidae
Gene: ZMAT2
Product: zinc finger matrin-type 2
Biological process (GO): mRNA splicing, via spliceosome
Cellular component (GO): spliceosomal complex; U4/U6 x U5 tri-snRNP complex
Molecular function (GO): nucleic acid binding; zinc ion binding
Source: RefSeq, a predicted model, not a curated record
GUUCCGGUCCCUCCUGGGGACCUUCGCGAUUGGUCGGAGGGGGCGUGACGUUGGUCGGCUUCCGGGACGCUUCGCAGGCAAGAUGGCGUCGGGCAGCGGGGCUAAAAACCUGGACUUCCGUAGGAAGUGGGACAAAGAUGAGUAUGAGAAACUUGCAGAGAAACGACUCACGGAAGAGAGAGAGAAGAAAGAUGGCAAACCUGUACAACCUGUCAAGCGUGAACUUCUUCGGCACCGAGAUUACAAGGUGGACCUGGAAUCUAAAUUGGGAAAAACCAUUGUUAUCACCAAAACAACUCCUCAGUCUGAGAUGGGCGGAUAUUACUGUAAUGUCUGUGACUGUGUAGUGAAAGAUUCCAUCAACUUCUUGGAUCAUAUCAAUGGCAAAAAACAUCAGAGGAACCUGGGCAUGUCCAUGAGAGUAGAGCGCUCCACGCUGGAUCAAGUGAAAAAACGCUUUGAGGUGAACAAGAAAAAGAUGGAGGAGAAACAGAAGGAUUAUGACUUUGAGGAAAGGAUGAAGGAACUCAGAGAAGAGGAAGAAAAAGCUAAAGCAUACAAAAAAGAAAAACAGAGGGAGAAGAAAAGAAGGGCCGAGGAAGACUUGGCAUUUGAGGAGGAGGAUGAAAUGGCAGCUGUAAUGGGCUUCUCUGGCUUUGGCUCAACCAAGAAAAGCCACUGAUUAGCCUGGAACUUUCCUGUGGAUGUCUGUUGUUUCUGCCCAAGUGAUGCGUGGAAAAACCCUUGGAAGACUUUACAGAGAAUUUGUAUCUGAAAGUCCUGGUAGAAGUUGACUCUGAGAGUCAGGCAGCAAGUCCACAACUCCUGUGUGGGGCUGUACUGGGCUUUUCCAUCUCUAGUAUCCUGCCUGCCUGCCUGCCUGCACAGAUAGGAUCACAUUUGCCUGUAUGGUGGUAAACCUGAAUAUCAAAUAAAGAACUUUGUAUUAGCAUCUUCCCUCCCUUAAUCUCCUUACAGUACUUUGAGAUAAACCAAUUUUCAGGAUUUCUUAUUUGUGUUUUUUAAAUCUGUUUCUUUAAUGGAGCAUGAAGCUGAAUGUCCUUUCAGAACUCCACAUUUCUUGGCCUCACUUGCUGCUGUCGCUGCCAUUUCUUUCUUUACCCUUAGUCCUGCUUGCUUCUCAUUUUGUGUCCUUGUGUGCAUGAGGGACUUUCUAUUGGGUAAUUUUUUUUCUCUUAAUAAAGUGAUAAAAAUCUGA